This is a messenger RNA of Pocillopora damicornis (cauliflower coral), 1775 nucleotides long. RefSeq names its product prostacyclin receptor. NCBI's taxonomy places the organism in Eukaryota, Metazoa, Cnidaria, Anthozoa, Scleractinia, Pocilloporidae. Gene Ontology annotation, biological process: positive regulation of cytosolic calcium ion concentration; inflammatory response; adenylate cyclase-activating G protein-coupled receptor signaling pathway. Gene Ontology annotation, molecular function: G protein-coupled receptor activity. The record is from RefSeq and is a predicted model, not a curated record. Gene Ontology annotation, cellular component: plasma membrane.
UAACACCAAGAGAAUAUUUAUCAAUCAAAAGAGAAGUCUGUUGUCUAACACCUUGUUAGCGGUGAAACUUUCCUCUGUGGUGUUGACGGUUAGUUUACGCACAAGUUAGAAGCGGUAGAUAUUUAUCCACCUCGUCAGAAAACACUGAGAUUAUUGCAACAUUUGCUUCUGGUCUCACCUGGUUGUUUCCUCGUAAACUUUUAUCUACAAGGACUACUUUAAAAGUCGAAUUAAUAGCUCAGUUUAUUCUUGUAAACGUAAUUUCGAAUGCGAAAGCUCGAAAAGUAUCGAGGCAUUUCUCCCGCAACAGCUGUCGACAAGGAAGACGGGAAAACAGGAUUAUAAAGAGAAGAAAGAGAGCUUAGAUCAAAGCGACGACAUUUUGUACCUGCCAGCCAUUUUGGACGCUCAGGAGCACUGUAGACGAGUCCUGACGGCCACUUAGUUAUGAUAUUCAUUAGUUUCUUUUUAAUUUUGUUUGAACAAAAGUAUCAACUUUUACAAUAACUGAUACACAGUUGAUUAACGACGAUGGCCAUUUUCAACACCACCCUACAUUGUACAAAAGAAGCACCAGCCGAUGAAACACAGGAAGAUAAAGCAGUUAUAAUAGGAAUCGUUGUGUUAGCAAGCGCGCUUAUUGGUUGUAGUUUGGCGUUGGUCGCUCUCGGAAGAGACUUCUUCAUCGGGAAGAAUCCACCAGUGGUCCUUGUGAGUGCCUUGGUCUGGGUAGAUUUCAUUGGCGUGUUCUCCACUUCAGUGAUCGUGUUCCAUGGUCUUUUGAAAGGUUCAGAAUGGAUGAGAGACUCGCCACAAUGCGGCUUACAGGCGUUCUUCACGACAGCAUUUGGAUUAUCUUCAGGUGCUGUGGUCACUUCCAUGUCUUUGGAUCGAGUGGCUGCCCUGUACAAACCAUUCUUUUAUAAGCAACACGCCACCCCUUUGCUUUCGCGGACAAUCUGUGCAUUUCUCACGAUGUUCUGUCUAGCGUUGGCGGCUCUUCCAUUCUUUGGUAUUGGAAAGUACAAAUUCAACCAAAGUUCCAGAUCGUUUUGUCAGUUUGAUUGGUUCCCAGUUACACUUACUGAAACAGUUAAUUCCUUGGCCAUAGCAGUUUGUGGCGUAACAUUGAUUACCGUGAUGACUGUAUCAAAUACCACCGUUUUAGUCAUUGUGGUGCGUAUCAGACGACGAAUGUCAGCGGUCCUGCCUUCGGAUAUGAAUUCUAAACGCCGUGCGCGGAGAUUCGCUUUCCGACAGGAAGAAAGGAUGGCAAAGUUUGUGGCUUUGGCCUCUAUUGUAUUCCUUUUUACUUGGCUACCAGUAACGGUCCGGCUCUUUUGUAACAUCUUUCGGGCGUAUCCAAGCACCGUAAUGGAUAACCUCUCCCUCAGACUUGUGAUCUUCAAUUUCGUUCUGGAUCCAUUCACUUACGUACUUUUCAAGAAGAAUUUCAAACGGAAUUUACAGCGCUCCUUAACUGAGCUGUCGGAAUUCCUUGCUGAUGUUCGUUUGAAUAAGAAAGUGAACAGGAAUGUAUCUUUCAAAGAAGAUGAUAACAAGUCUGCGUUAGUAUUCGGGAAAAAUGGAGAAAUGUCGGUUAUUGAAAACACUCGAGAUCGUGUUGAAAAAACUUGUUAAAGCAAAGCCAAGAACUUUCCACCGAUCUGGCUAAGAAACUGAUCAACGUGGUGAUAUUUUUAUGAGUAAGCUGAGAUGAAAAUAAAUUGGUCAAGCACAUGCACUGUUCUCUAGUUACGACACAUAAACAGAGA